AUGGAGGAUUUUGCGUCUGGAUUUCCUCCACCUCCGUUCUUCUACAAGAACUAUUCUUUUAGAGAUGUGAGCCUGUCGCAUAGUGUUUCGAGCGCUCACACUCUGCCUUCGGUUCCGUAUACGACGUCGUUAACACCGCAUAUCGGUGAUACGCUGGGCAGUGAGCGCAUCUCAGGUCCGGAAUGCCCCUCUGCUCCUUCCGAUGGUUGGUACAAUUUCGGAACACAAGAACACCUAGCAAUCAACACGGUGGAGUUGGAUUCCGAGACUCUGAUUCGUGUGUCUGUUGAGGACUCGGAUGUCCGAGUUCAUCUUAAGGCUUUGUAUACGGAUUUUAUGGAUUGUCUGCUGUCGUAUUUGGGUCGUAUUAAGAACAUGGACAGCGAUUCUAUUUCCGAUAUCAAGCGUUUUAUGAAGCUCUACAGCAAUAUUCAACAUACGCUGUCGUCCUUCUCGCAGCGAAAGGCGGAGGACGACGUUUUACGAAUGCUCAGAGAUCAGCUGCAGCGUCGAAGGCACUACAUAGAUUGCCUAAAAGUGGCAUUGGUGGAUAUCCACAUGUUACUGUCAAAAGAGAAGGCGGAUGAAUCGUCUGGUAUCGUCGAUGUAAAAGGCAUGGUACCAACCAUUGGGUGUGUACCUCCAAUGUGA
Babesia bigemina is the source of this 651-nucleotide messenger RNA. RefSeq lists its product as hypothetical. Gene Ontology annotation, molecular function: transcription coregulator activity. Gene Ontology annotation, biological process: regulation of transcription by RNA polymerase II. NCBI's taxonomy places the organism in Eukaryota, Apicomplexa, Aconoidasida, Piroplasmida, Babesiidae. Gene Ontology annotation, cellular component: mediator complex. The coding region runs from base 1 to 651 and encodes 216 amino acids. The transcript has 6 exons. The record is from RefSeq and is a predicted model, not a curated record.